This is a messenger RNA of Funneliformis caledonium, 279 nucleotides long. Lineage: Eukaryota; Fungi; Glomeromycota; Glomeromycetes; Glomerales; Glomeraceae. The record is from the annotation of a GenBank genome assembly.
GAAAAACAAGUCCAAUAUCAUGAAGAGUCUGGAACACUGGCCGAGGUCAUGAUGAAAAUACAACAAAUUAUAAAAUUUGCGCUCAUCAACAGUGAAUAUUACAUGCUCGAAGAAGUUGUAAAAUGCAUAUUCGUUGUGUCUCUCCGUUGCCUAAUACCAACGAAUUUACAGUCAGCAAAAUCAAGAGUACAAAAUAUGAAGGCGUUACGAUUAUCAAAAAACCAUGUUUUUUAUGUUUUAAAGUGCCAUCAUGAUGGUACACCAUCGAGUCGCAAAUAA